CAGGUUCAUAACAGAUCCGAGUACCUACAGCACGUGAUAUCCUCUCUGAGGAAGUCACGUGACAUCAGUACGGCCCUACUCAUCUUCAGCCACGAUCAUUACUCUGACGAAAUCAACGACAUCGUCCUCAGUGUCGAUUUUUGCCCGGUGAUGCAGAUCUACUACCCGUACUCCCAGCAGCUCUACAGCAAGGAGUUCCCCGGCGAGGACCCUAGGGACUGCCCCAGAGACGCCUCCAAAGAAAAAGCUGAGAGUCUGAAUUGUUUGAACAAAGAUACGCCAGACAAAUACGGACAUUAUAGAGAAGCUAAAUACACUCAGACGAAACAUCAUUGGUUCUGGAAGUUGAAUCACGUGUUCGACCAUCUCGAAGUGACCAAACUCUACGAAGGCCUGUACCUCUUCAUCGAGGAGGACCAUUAUUUAGUGGAAGACUUCAUACACAUAUUACGCUUGAUGGAUCGAUUGAGGUCAAGUUCAUGUACAGACUGCAACAUGAUGACACUAGGUACUUAUGAUAAGAAACCUAAAUACGAAGGCAUUCAUAAUCAGGUUGAUGUGAUGUCUUGGAUGUCCUCGAAGCAUAACAUGGGAAUGGCAUUCAAUAAGAAAACAUGGGUCGAAAUUAAGAAAUGUGGAACUGCCUUCUGUCAGAUGGACGACUACAAUUGGGACUGGUCCCUCCAUUUCGUCUCCCUAUCUUGCAUUCCUAGCAAGCUGAAGGUCAUGAUGAUGAAGGCGCCCAGAGUAUUUCAUAUCGGAGAAUGUGGUCUACACGCGAAGGGUAAGAAUUGCAACCCUUCCGAGAGGGUACAGUUCAUCGAGGGGCUGGUGGCGGCCAAUGAGAAGUAUCUCUACCCCAGAUACAUGACCAUCUCCGGGUAUCCAGCCCAAGUUAAGAAAGUUAGUCUCUUGCCUAAAUUGAAUGGUGGAUGGGGAGACACAAGAGACCAACACCUAUGCGCGAGUUUUAUGGAGGCCCAUUCGCAUAGUUAG
Messenger RNA from Helobdella robusta, 996 nucleotides. RefSeq lists its product as hypothetical. Gene Ontology annotation, biological process: protein N-linked glycosylation; oligosaccharide biosynthetic process. The annotation marks the transcript as partial. Gene Ontology annotation, molecular function: alpha-1,6-mannosylglycoprotein 2-beta-N-acetylglucosaminyltransferase activity. The record is from RefSeq and is a predicted model, not a curated record. The transcript has 9 exons. NCBI's taxonomy places the organism in Eukaryota, Metazoa, Annelida, Clitellata, Rhynchobdellida, Glossiphoniidae. Gene Ontology annotation, cellular component: Golgi stack; Golgi membrane.